CAGAGCGUAAUUGUAGUCCUCCCAUUCCUCUGGUCCGCGGCGGCGCGCAUUUUUGUCUCUUAAAAACUCCCAUCACCUCACCUUCUUCUCGCUCUCACUCUCUGCAACUCCAAAAUUUGUAAGGUAAAUUUUGAAAACCCUUUAAAUUUAUCAACUUUAAUUACUCUGACGACUUCGAGAGGGAGUUUCCGGUAAUUUGAUCUGAGUUCUUAGAUAACUGUCUAAUAUUUUGUAGCAGAAUUUUGAUUUGGGUCCAAAAAUUCGCAUCAUUUUUCAUAUUUUUAUGCGAAGAUUGAGAAUUUGAGUGGUUUUUCACUGUAAAUUUGCUACAGAGUUGAAGGGUACCCUUUGGUUUUGAGCUGUAAUUUGUAAGGUUUUCGCUUUCGGAAAUGGAGGGUACCCUCUAAUUUUGUAAUGCAAGAGGGGAUUGAAAUUGAACAGUAUAUCAUCAUGGAGGCAGAGCCUUCCGGUGAAUGCGUAGGCAAGGUAGUGGACUCGAAUGUGGCAUUGGAAGGUGAAAGCUAUGGACAUUGUGUCGUAGAGGAUGUCGAAGCUCCGGUGGUGUUGGAUGAUGGCAAAGAGGGUGAUGUGGAGAUUGACUUGUCACAGUUAGUAGGAGGUGGGAUUAUAGAGCCCACAUUGGGUAUGGAGUUUACUUCCGAAGACGAUGCUAGGAAUUUUUACAAUGCGUAUGCUAAACAAACGGGGUUUAGCAUUCGCGUGAACUCAUAUUACCGCUCGAAGAAGGAUAAUUCGAUUAUAUCUAGGGAGUUUUGUUGUUCUAAAGAAGGGUUCCGCCGGGAGAAAAAUGCGAAGAGAGAUUCAGGCGAGGAUGUGAAGAGAAGGCGUGCUAGGGCAAUCACUAGGGAAGGUUGCAAGGCGCUGAUGACUGUGAGGAAGCGCGAAAAUGGGAGAUGGUAUGUGGUGAAGCUAGAGAAGGACCAUAAUCAUGAGCUGGUCACUCCUGCUAUGCGGCAUUUCCUUAGGUCGCAUAAGCAGGAUUUUGAUGCUGACAAAAGUUGUAGCAACUCUUUCAGUUCUCCGGGAUUGUCUUUGGAUGCUUCCGCAGAUGUCUUGGCUGAUUCUGGCAGUUUCGGAAAGAUGGCAUUUGCUGUGCAGAGUGAUGUCAAUUAUAUCGGAAGCGGCCGGUUGAGCACUUUUGGCAUCGAUGCCCAAAGUUUGCUUGGGUUUUUUAAGGUUAUGCAAGCGAGUGAUCCAGCAUUUUAUUAUGCAAUACAGGUUGACGAAGAAGAGAGGCUGAGUAGCGUCUUUUGGGUUGACACAAGAUCAAGAAUCGCUUACAACUGUUUCUCCGAUGUUGUAGCCUUUGAUACUACUUAUCAAGUGAACCAGUACAAAAUGCCAUUUGCGCCAUUCACUGGAGUAAAUCAUCACAAACAUUCAGUUCUGUUCGGUUGUGCAUUGCUUGCAGAUGAGUCUGAAUCUACCUUCAUUUGGCUCUUCACAACUUGGCUUGAGGCAAUGUCUGGACGGCAGCCAGGUCUAAUUAUAACCGAUUAUGACCCAGCUAUAAGUCGAGCAGUGCAACAAGUUUUUCCUCAAUCAAUUCAUCGAUAUUGCAAGUGGCAUAUCAUAAGCAAAAUGCCAAAGGAAAUGGGAAAUGUAUAUAGUGUAACCCCAAGGACUUUUCAAGUUGAAUUUGAUAGAUGCAUUAACAAGAGCGAGACACCUGAUGAGUUUGAAUCAGCUUGGCAGAUGCUUCUUGAUAAGUACAGUCUUAGAGAGAGUGAUUGGCUUCAAUCGCUUUAUAUUGAUCGCAAAUUGUGGGUUCCGGUGUACAUAAGAGACGCAUUCUUUGCUGGGCUGUAUGCUGCCCAGCGGAGUGGAACUGUGAACUCGCUUUUUGAUGGCUAUGUGAAUGCUGGAACUACCUUACAAGAUUUUGCAGAGCAAUAUGAAAAGGCUUUAGAUGAAAGAUAUGAGAAAGAAGCAAAGGCAGAGUUCGAAACUUUUUAUACUAAACCGGUUCUAAAAACACCACUUCCUGUGGAAAAGCAAGGAGCAGACAUCUACACAAGAAACAUGUUCACCAUAUUUCAGGAUGAAGUUUUUGAAUCCCUCGUGUUUGCCGUGAAAUUAAGUGCCGAGGACAGAGGAACAAGAACUUAUGAGGUAGCAAGAUUCAACGAAGAACAUAAAAUUUAUUUCGUAGCUUUUAACAUAGCUGAACAACUAGCUAGUUGCAGUUGCAAGAUGUUUGAAUUUGAAGGGAUCCUCUGCAGACAUGUGCUUGCAGUGUUUAAAGCCACAAAUGUCUUUACACUCCCACCCUGUUAUAUCUUAAAGAGAUGGACCCGAAAUGCGAAGGAAGAGGCUAUGUUGGAUGUCCUUCCGUGUGUUGAAUUACAGGGAAAAUCUCAGAAGGGCAGGAACUUGCAAUACAAUGUUCUGUACCACGAAGCCAUUAAAUGUGCAGAGGAAGGGAUGGCAUCUGACCAAAUUUUCAAGGUGGCACUCAACGCAUUAAGAGAGGCUAGGGUGAAAAUUGCUGGUGCAAAGCGAAACGCCAUGAAAUCAUUUCCCCAAAACUAGAAACUAGGGCUAGGACAAGCUAUCAAGGGAGAUGACGCCGCAAUUGCUAGACAGGACAACAAAAACUAAACGUUUGCCAACGCAGCAAGUAGAGGGAGGAUAUGAGACUGACAUUCAUUCAAGUUCGAGGUUUUUCUUUCCUUUUUCUGUUCGUUGAAUAUAAUUCAUGUUAAAAAAAUUCCAAGCAUUACGUUUGGAGAUGCAGCUUAAGAUUUGAAGAACUUGGCUUUCUGGUUUCCUUUUUCCUCUCGAAAUAAGUUUCGUUAAUCUGCACUGAUUUUCCGUAACAUGAACAUUGCGGUUUCAGAUUUGAAGAACUUGGCUUUCUGUA
Malus domestica (apple) is the source of this 2884-nucleotide messenger RNA. RefSeq names its product protein FAR1-RELATED SEQUENCE 5-like. Gene Ontology annotation, molecular function: zinc ion binding. Gene Ontology annotation, biological process: regulation of DNA-templated transcription. The record is from RefSeq and is a predicted model, not a curated record. NCBI's taxonomy places the organism in Eukaryota, Viridiplantae, Streptophyta, Magnoliopsida, Rosales, Rosaceae.